This is a messenger RNA of Centruroides sculpturatus (bark scorpion), 627 nucleotides long. It is a transcript of the gene Rpb5, whose product is annotated as DNA-directed RNA polymerases I, II, and III subunit RPABC1-like. The record is from RefSeq and is a predicted model, not a curated record. The annotation marks the transcript as partial. The transcript has 6 exons. Gene Ontology annotation, biological process: DNA-templated transcription. Gene Ontology annotation, cellular component: RNA polymerase III complex; RNA polymerase I complex; RNA polymerase II, core complex. Lineage: Eukaryota; Metazoa; Arthropoda; Arachnida; Scorpiones; Buthidae. Gene Ontology annotation, molecular function: DNA-directed RNA polymerase activity; DNA binding.
UAUAAUUAAUUUCAGUGAAAGGAAACCUGCCCGAGCUGAUUUGAUUGUUUUAGUUGCUCACAAUGAUGAUCCUACAGAUCAGAUGUUUGUAUUUUUCCCAGAGGAGUCUAAAAUUGGAAUCAAAGUUAUUAAGACUUACUGUCAAAGAAUGCAAGAAGAAAAUAUAUCUCGGGCUAUUAUUGUUGUGCAACAGGGAAUGACCCCAUCUGCAAAACAGGCAUUAUCUGAUAUGGCACCAAAAUAUAUCCUUGAAUACUUUUUGGAGUCAGAAUUGUUAAUAAAUAUUACAGAACACGAGCUUGUUCCAGAGCAUGUUGUAAUGACACCUGAAGAAAAAGCUGAAUUACUUGCCAGAUACAAAUUAAAGGAAAACCAGCUGAUGCGUAUCCAAGAUGGUGAUCCAGUUGCACGAUACUUUGGACUAAAGAGAGGACAGGUAGUAAAAAUUAUCAGACCUAGUGAAACUGCUGGAAGAUACAUAUCCUAUCGACUAGUAGUGUGAAAUAUGAGUAAAUUCAUGUAAAAACUUUCAUUCUGUUAUAUAAAUUCAUAACAUUAAUAUUCAAAAUGUAUUGUUUGAACUUGUAAAGGUCAUUAUUACAAUAAAUUUUGUAUUCAUAUAGAAGU